AUGGCGCACUCGGUUAAAUUUCUAUCGUUGCAAAAGUCGGAGUUAGAAUACGAAGUUGCCAUUAGAGGUGCCACCCCGGCUGACACAGUCAGAGAGUUACGCGAGCAGAUUGCUAAAUUAGGUCCACUCUUUCCUUCGGAGGACAUUCUCGAGAGCGUUUUGUCUGUCGGCGAUGAUUUAAAGGGAGUCAGCGAUGCUUUAAUUAAGCUAAGAGCAUAUAUCGAGGCGCCUAGCGAUGGGAAUGCGUUGCUUCGUGCUCGCAACCUCAUUAACCACCUCCAUCAUCGACUCAACCGUAUAGUUUGUGAUAGCACGACCCAGCAAGGGGUGGUGGAUACGUGUGUUUCGGAAUACAGGCGACUUUUGGAACGCUAUAAUGCUAUUACUGCUACUGAUUCCACCCCUUCUCUGGCAUCUAGAGACCCUCAGUCUACUGCUGCUUUACCUCUCAACGUUAACGUAACUUGUGAGCGCGGCGUGGCUAGUGAGUUCACUAAGUUUAAGUUCGACGGCAAAUCUUGCGUUCGUGCAUUUAUCCAGCGCAUCAAUGAAUACAGCCAGUCGAGGAAUAUACCGGGGGAAAAACUGCUGUCUUACUGCGCUGAGAUUUUUACCGGCGAUGCCUUGCAUUGGUAUCGUGCCAUUCGGGACCAGGUAUCUAAUUGGGACGAGUUAGUUUCCCUUCUUAGAGAAGAUUUCGACCAGGCCGAUUAUGAUUACAGACUCUUGUCGGAGAUUCGGGCCAGAACUCAGGGCGAGUCUGAAAAUAUAACUAUUUACAUUUCUAUUAUGACUGGGCUAUUCUCACGUUUGUCCAAGAGCCUGUCUAACGAAGACAAACUUGAGAUCAUUUUACAUAACAUCCGCCCAUGCUACGCCAGCACCUUAGCUUCUGUCCCGAAGAUCUCAGACCUCGACACCUUGCGUUCGCUCUGUCGUAAUUACGAGAACAUUCAGGCUCGCCUAGUGGGAUUCCACGAACCUCCGAAGGUCUCUUCAGGAACACUGGCGCCAGAGUUUGCUUACGCUGGUCAGUCUGCAAGUAGGUUUAAUCAAGGCAGCGGCCAAAGUUUCAAUAAAAGACCUUACAAUAACUUUUACAAUAAAAGCAACAAUAAUUACAAUACAGUUGAUACAAUUCUGCUGGACAAACCAUUGCAUGAUCCUAGACCUUACGCUUGUGUACAAAUCAAUGAUUUUAAGCUAUUUGGCCUCUUAGAUUCAGGCUCAGCUGUGUCCAUUUUAGGUGAUAAAGCUUAUAGAAAGCUAGAGGAGCGGGGUUUACAGCUGCAUAGGGACAACUUAAUUACAGUCACGGCUGCUGGGGGUCAAUCUAUGACCAGCAUUGGCUAUAUGUUUCUCCCUAUAAACUUUGAGAAUGAGUACCAUAUAAUUAAGUCAUUUGUUGUGCCAGACAUCAAUAUUGAUCUCGUGUUGGGGAUCGAUUUUUGGCGCGAGUUUAACAUUUUUCCUAGACAUUUCUCAAGCAUUACAUUUUCUAAUGCCGCAGUAUUGAAUGCUAGCCUUAGUACCGAUUCUAGCACUUUCAUACAAGCGUAUGACCACUUAACUGUUUCGGAGAGAUCAGUGGCGGAUGACAUCAUUUCUCAAUUUAGCGACAUUUCCGCCGAACGUCGGGGUUUGGGCGAGACGAGUUUGGUCACUCACCGUAUUGAUACGGGAGAUGCUGAGCCAGUUCGUCAAAGGUACUAUAGGUUGUCUCCAGAGAAGCAGCGGAUCCUUGCCGAGCAGGUCGACGAGAUGCUGGCUCUGGACGUAAUUGAGCAGUGCGAAAGUGCUUGGUCAUCACCAGUUCUCAUUGUUACGAAGAAAAACGGUCAGCCUCGGUUUUGCCUCGACAGCCGCAAGCUCAAUUCCAUCACGAAGCGCGACGCCUAUAGUCUACCCUACAUUUCCGAGAUCUUGGAUAAUCUUCGCGAUGCUCGCUACUUAUCUAGUAUCGAUUUAUCCAAAGCCUUUUGGCAGAUACCUAUAGCACAGGAGGACCGGGACAAGACUGCUUUUUAUGUGCCUAAUCGCGGUACCUAUCGUUUUAAGCGCACUGCUUUUGGUUUAACUAACGCCCCGGCUACACAGCAAAGGUUGGUUGAUCUGUUAUUUAGGGAAUUUGACCUCAAAGUCUUUGCAUACCUAGACGACAUUAUUAUCGUCUCAAACGACUUCAAUUCCCAUGUUUCCCUGUUACUUCGGGUUCUUAAUAAGCUGAAACAGGCCAACCUCACUGUAAACCUAGAGAAAUGUCAAUUCUUCCGCAGUCAGCUCAAAUACCUGGGUUACGUCGUUGAUAGUAGUGGUUUACGUACCGAUCCUGAGAAGGUGGAAGCAAUCCUCAAUUACCCGACACCUACAUGUCGUAAGGACGUUAAGCGCUUCCUCGGGACUGCUACUUGGUAUUGUCGUUUCGUCCCCAAUUUUAGUACCAUUGCAGGCCCCUUAAACAAGUUAACUUCGAGUAAGAAGGGUGGACCACCUUUUGUCUGGUCUGCCGAAGCUGAUGCUGCCUUCAAGAAACUUAAGGAGUGUUUAGUUUCCGCUCCUGUUCUUUCCUGCCCUGACUACGAUAAGCCAUUCGAAGUACACACCGAUGCCAGCAAUUACGGCGUGGGUGCGAUGCUGACGCAGACUAUAGAUGGUAAGGAGCACCCCGUUGCUUAUAUGAGCAAGUCGUUGUCAGCAGCAGAGAGGAACUACAGUAUAACGGAGCGUGAGACAUUAGCUGUCGUCAUCGCCCUGGAGCACUGGAGGUGUUACUUGGAGAACGGACGUGGUGAAGUUCGUUGCCUCCUGCGAGAAGUGCUUGUCUUACAAGACUCAAAAUCACCAAACCUUGGGAGAAAUGGGCCGCCCGAAGCAGUGUUCUAG
Molecule: messenger RNA, 2883 nt
Organism: Parnassius apollo (apollo)
Lineage: Eukaryota; Metazoa; Arthropoda; Insecta; Lepidoptera; Papilionidae
Source: the annotation of a GenBank genome assembly